This is a messenger RNA of Pseudo-nitzschia multistriata, 2778 nucleotides long. The record is from the annotation of a GenBank genome assembly. NCBI's taxonomy places the organism in Eukaryota, Bacillariophyta, Bacillariophyceae, Bacillariales, Bacillariaceae.
ACCCAAUUGCAGCGGGCCGUAAGGCAGUACCGUACAGUAGCAAAUACUUACAUAAGCCUCUAGAAACAGUCCCGCGUGAAUCAAUCASCCAGGAACCACUCAUUUCCAUUUUUUUCUGAACGAUCGACAAAAUACGUUUCGAACCGUGAGAAGAGKAUCACAAGCACUGUCCGUUCUUUGUAGCGACCCCGGGGUAAACGAGGCUACAUUCCAUCGAACUUGUURAAGACAGACCAAAAUGGGAAAGGCAACCCGACGCAAGAAGAACCGUCAAAAGCGAAAGGACCAACAGACUCCGUUGCACGGCAACGGCGACUCGGCCUCGCUUUCCUCCGUCAUUUCCAACCCGCAGUCGGCGGUCCAUCGCUUGAGACACACGGAUCCGAGAAUACGGCACGAAGCUUUGGUUGCGCUGCAAGCGAGCGUACUUUCACAAAUCCGUUGUGGUGGCGGCUCACGCCAGGUCUCGUUGAAGGUCCUCCAGGCCGUUCGUGAACAGGUCACCUCGAGCGACUUGGAAUGUUCGGCCGUAGCGGCAGAAUGCAUGGCACAGUAUCUAUCGGACGCUUCUUCCUCGGGCAUCAGCGACCAACAGAAACAAACUACAGCGAGCUGGACCUUAGUCUUGCUAGGAAGACUUGACGAUUGUCGAAAGGCUUUAGUAGAGCAACAGCAGCAGUCGCAAUCAACAAAAUCUAUCUCAGAAAACCAACGGAAGAAGGCUGAGAAAAUAAGAAAACAAUGGUACGCUAUAUCGGCCCCAUGUUUUAUUGCGCUGUGCCAAUUGAUCGAAAGCAAUGGCCAUGCUUUGAACCAAAUUAACUUGCAGAAAAAGACAUUUGUCGAUAUCGCAUUCGGAUUGCUCUCGUUGGGUUUGUACAAUACGGGAUCUUCUCAAGUUUUAGAUCAGGCCUCGAAAAUGGGAGAAGACACGGCCAUGAACGACAGCUUGGAAGAAGGAGGAUUGGACGCCAAAACAAUAGCACACGACGCCAUCUUUGAGAAACUGAAAAAGACCACGGAGCUCUAUGCCGCUCGGUCUUUGCACUCCGCCCUCGAUGACAACUGGGAACUCGCCGAAGUUCUCAAAAAUGGCGAGUGUAUGAAUGCUUGGAAAACCCUGCUUGGUGGAAUAGCAGAGAAGAAGGUCGACCAUGAUGGUAGCACGUCAGACGCAAYUCUAUUUCCUGUAACUACGAGGCUUCAUCUAAUUGGCUGCCUAGUAAAUCUUUAUCAGCUGGCGCUGUACAGCGACGAUCGGAGCGCAUCCUUAUUGUGGCAAGAAGAACUAUUGAUGGAAUAUGGUUUGAAAAUUGGUGGUGACGAAAGAAGCCAAGGACUGUUAACGCAAAUCCUUUUGUCUCGCGAGACCCAACCAGAUGUUUUCCGUACCAAGCUGUCGACGCAGGAGCACAAAUUCAGAGAAGCGCAGGCGCUGUUGGAAAAACAGAAGGACGACGAAAAACUSGAAGCAGAAGUUGAUGCGCAGGUUCGGGAACGCAAAGAGCCAGCGAAGYUUAUCGCUCGGCGACAGAAGAAAAUGAAGGAGUUGAAACGAGAAAAAAUGCGCGAGCAACAAAAGGCCAGAAUGAUUGCCGAAGCCGAAGGAGCYAUGGACGACACAGACAUGAUGGACACCAAUGAUGAUGUUGGCGACAAAGAACACACCAGUAGCCAGAUUAUCGAUCGCGAACAGGAUGGCGAAGAAGCAGUCAACGAGGCAAUGCUAGAAUGGACCAACACAACAGGACAAAUCCAAUUGGCACUGGAAAUUUUGACGAAUCUCGUGUCAACCUGGAUUUCGGCACCGGAAGGCCCAAGACCCGCAUCAAAACUUUUCCACCUAAUGAAUACGAUUGACACUACGUCCAGGUUGCGCGGUGUGCUUCAAACAUUCAGUCAGUUUUUGAGAGAKGGCAAGAUAAGAAACCAACAAAAUGAUAUGGACGAUGAUGAAUCAAAAAGUACUUUUYGUGRAUACGAGAGAGACGAUCCUAUCCGCAUGGACAUCGAAGAAACGAUUGGAAAGAUAUCUGCAUGUCUCAUAAAUUGCAUCUUGAGUGGAAUCGUUGUCACAACUAGAAACGAUAUCGCUAGCAGCUCUUGUCCUGUGAAAGACCUCGUGUGGAACCCAAUKCUUAGAGAUCUCCACACCGAAUUGAAUGRAAACAYGAAUGGUCAAAAAAGUCCUGAUGCUAACGAUGCCGUCGUUGAAGCAUAUACCGCUGUUUUAGUGGUAGUGAUGGAAACAAAUGCGGGCAUUGUUUUUCAAGGAACGGAAAACACCAACCUAUUCCAAGAAUACAUUGAGCUAUUUCAAAAACUUCUUCCCAGACGGGAUGCAAUAUGUUUACUGUCUACAACGGUGCUCACUUGGGUAAAUUCGAGUGGAACCGCGACUGCCAACAUCGAGGCCGUGGUGCGGUUGAUCACAGAAAGAUUCAUGGAACUACUUGCAAAGAAACUGGGAGAUAAUUAUACAGUGGAGAAGGCUGAUCUAGUGAAUUCGCAAUUGCAAGUUUUGAAGACUUUCAUGGAUUGGUACGGAAAUGAUAAUUUCUAUCCACAACUAUACAACGAAAUGAAAAUCUCURGCGCAAUCGCAUCCUUUUUGAUGUCCAUGUCGAAAGAAUUGAACAGCAGCAACACCACUGGAAACAGUACCACCGUUGACGAAGAGCAAAUGGAUAUACUACACAACUCRGAGCGUUUUAUYGAAUACAAGAAAAACCUAYAAUAAMAUAAUCAAAUAGGAAGAAAUAUAACGUGCAGUUUACA